Molecule: messenger RNA, 2218 nt
Organism: Helianthus annuus (common sunflower)
Lineage: Eukaryota; Viridiplantae; Streptophyta; Magnoliopsida; Asterales; Asteraceae
Product: proline-rich receptor-like protein kinase PERK1
Exons: 7
Coding region: 168-2066 (632 amino acids)
Biological process (GO): protein phosphorylation
Molecular function (GO): ATP binding; protein kinase activity
Source: RefSeq, a predicted model, not a curated record
CCAUUCCCCCAUGUGGAACAAUCCCAUAUGCUCCAAAUUCACUUUCUCAAUUUUAUCUUUUAUUUACAAAAUAAACAAAAAAAAAACUCCCACUAAGAUAAUUCCCAAUUUCUCACACAUAUUCAUAACAUUUUAGUGACAAAUCUUGUAUCCAUUAAUCUUUAAUUAUGUCAUCUCCACCGCCGGUCACAUCUCCGGCACCCACAUCACCACCACCACCGGCCAACACCACCACACCACCGCCCGCCGCCACAACACCACCACCAACCACCCCACCGGCGGACUCCUCUCCACCACCCCCUAUCCCUCCCGCCGCAUCUCCGCCGCCGCCGGACACUCCAUCUCCGGCAACCUCCCCUCCGGCGCCACCCACAACCACCGCCCCACCUCCGUCCACUGGAUCCCCUUCGCCGCCGACGCCACCUACUCCAAGAAACAGCCCGCCGUCCCCUCCCGGCCGGUCUCCGCCGUCUCCGGCGGCACCUAGAGGUGGCUCCACUAGUCCUCCGGCCGAUUCAUCGGAUAAUUCUCCCGGAAUUUCAACUGGGGUUGUUGUUGGGAUUGCAGUUGGUGGGGUUUUGAUUCUUGUUGUGUUGAGUGUUUUGUUUAUUUGCUGUAAAAAGAGGAGAAAAAGAACUCAAGCUCCGGCCGGUUAUUAUGUUCCACCACCGCCUAAAGUGGAUUCUUAUGGCGGUCCACCACAACAAUGGCAGCAAAAUGCACCACCACCCACUGACCAUCAUAUAACAAUGCCACCACCACAACCUAAUCCCCCACCACCAGUGGCUUCCCGGCCACCACAGCCACCGCCACCGCAGCCGUAUAUCAGCAACAGUGGAGGUUCGGGGGGUUCAAAUUAUUCCGGCGGUUCAAACUCACUUCCACCGCCUUCACCCGGGUUGUCACUAGGGUUUUCAAAGAGUACAUUCACUUACGAAGAGUUAGCAAUGGCAACGGAUGGAUUUUCAGAAGCUAAUCUUCUUGGUCAAGGCGGGUUUGGAUAUGUACAUAGGGGUGUGCUUCCGAACGGAAAAGAAGUGGCGGUUAAGCAGUUGAAAACGGGUAGUGGACAGGGCGAGCGUGAGUUCCAGGCGGAAGUCGAGAUUAUUAGUCGAGUUCAUCAUAAACAUCUUGUUUCUUUAGUUGGAUAUUGUAUGACUGGUGCUCAAAGAUUGCUUGUUUAUGAGUUUGUUCCGAAUAACACAUUGGAGUUCCAUUUGCAUGGAAAGAACCGCCCUGUAAUGGAGUUCCCUACAAGAUUGAGAAUUGCACUUGGAGCUGCAAAGGGACUAGCUUAUCUCCAUGAGGACUGUCAUCCUAAGAUUAUUCAUCGCGAUAUUAAAGCGGCUAAUAUUCUUCUUGAUUUCAACUUCGAAGCAAAGGUUGCUGAUUUUGGGCUUGCCAAGAUCACUUCCGAUGUUGCUACUCAUGUCUCAACGCGAGUUAUGGGAACUUUUGGGUAUCUAGCUCCAGAGUAUGCAUCUUCAGGAAAACUGACAGACAAAUCAGACGUUUUCUCGUUUGGAGUCAUGCUUUUGGAAUUGAUCACGGGCCGCAGGCCCGUUGAUUCAGCCCAAACUUAUGUGGAUGAUAGUUUAGUAGACUGGGCAAGACCGUUGCUUACACGAGCUAUGGAUGACGGAAACUUCGACUCCAUAGUCGACUCACGUCUACAAAAAGAAUACAACCACAACGAAAUGGCCCGUAUGAUUUCUUGUGCCGCGGCCUGUGUCCGCCACUCAGCCCGCCGUCGGCCCAAGAUGAGUCAAGUAGUUCGGGCCUUGGAAGGCGACGUCUCACUCUCGGACCUAAACGACGGGACCCGCCCGGGCCAUAGCUCGUCUUACGGGAGCUCAGACUACGACACAGCCCAGUACAACGCAGAUAUGGUUAAGUUCCGGAAAAUGGCGUUAGGCACGCAAGAAUACGCAACCAGUGAAUAUAGCCGACCCACAAGUGAAUACGGGUUGUAUCCAUCUGGAUCGAGUGGUGAAGCGCAGGACACCCAUGAAAUGGAAAUGAACAAGUAUAAAAGAGACGGACCGGGCUUCAGUGACGGGUUCUGAUCCGAAAAGUUAAAACCCGAGUUGUGUAUAAAGUUUCUUGCUAAUCUGAUGAUAUUCAAAGUAUGAUUUUAUGUGAGUUUGAUUGUAUUUAAAUGUUACAUUUUGUUUUAUAUAACAGAAAUUCUUUUAUUUGAUUAUUUUAAGGAAGGUCU